Ipomoea triloba (trilobed morning glory) is the source of this 1749-nucleotide messenger RNA. Its product is annotated as receptor-like protein 31. The transcript has a single exon. Lineage: Eukaryota; Viridiplantae; Streptophyta; Magnoliopsida; Solanales; Convolvulaceae. The record is from RefSeq and is a predicted model, not a curated record. Gene Ontology annotation, molecular function: protein binding. Bases 114 to 1475 code for a protein of 453 amino acids.
UUCUUUUUCUUUUAUCUCUUUGGUUUCUUGCUUGCUUUCCUCUGAAGCCACUCUUUCUUCUACCUAAAAAAUCUUUGCUGUUUUGGUUGGUACCUUCCAUCUCUGCAACCUUGAUGCUGUCUUCAUUAAAGCUUUCCCGACCCCAUUGUCCACGAGAAUCACCUGUUUCUCACGGAAAAGUGUUCCCAAAAGCACGCAUUUCUACGCUAUUUAUACCCCUCUCUCUUUGCUCUCUUUAUCUCGAUCACAGAUUUACAGGGAGAACGAUAAUGGCGAUGGGGAUGAUAAAGUUUGUAGCUUUAUUGGCCAUUCUUCUUAAUUCUUGUUUUUUGGUGAAUGGGAUUCUUGACCCCGUUGAUUUCUUGGCUUUGCAAGCGAUUCGGAAGAGAUUGGUUGAUUUGCCGGGCUCUAAUUUCUUUGCUUCCUGGGAUUUCACCUCUGAUCCCUGUAAUUUCCCCGGAGUUUAUUGCGACGGUGAUAAGGUGAUUGCGUUGAAUCUCGGUGACCCGCGGGCGGGGUCGCCGGGCUUGACGGGGAGGCUUGACGCGGCCAUUGGUAAGUUGUCGGGUUUGGCUGAGUUUACGGUGGUUCCCGGGAGGAUAUUCGGGGGAUUGCCGGAAAGUUUGUCGCAGUUGAAGAAGCUUAAGUUUUUGGGUGUCAGUCGGAAUUUUAUCUCCGGCCAGAUUCCGGCGUCUCUUGGGCAGCUCCGGGGACUUCAGACGCUCGAUCUCAGUUUCAAUCAGUUCUCCGGGAAUAUUCCUUGGUCGAUCGGACAGUUGCCGGCAUUGUCCAACGUUAUUCUCUGUCACAACCGUUUAUCCGGUUCAAUCCCGGUUUUCGUCUCCAAAACCCUAACCCGGUUCGACCUGAAACACAACGAUCUUUCCGGUUCUCUCCCGGCCAAUGCUUUCCCUCCAUCUCUACAGUUUCUGUCAUUAUCAUGGAACAAACUGAGUGGACCGGUGGACCGGAUUUUAACCGGGUUAAAAAACUUAAACUAUCUCGACCUCAGUUUAAACCAGUUCUCCGGCGAAAUCCCGGGAAACAUUUUCACUUUCCCCAUCGCGAAUCUCCAACUCCAACGCAAUCAAUUCUCCGGGAGAGUCAUACCGGUCGAUCAGGUCACAAUCCCCACCGUCGAUCUCAGUUACAACCACUUAUACGGCGAAAUUUCUCCCCUCUUCUCCACCGUCCAAAACCUCUACCUCAACAACAACCGCUUCACCGGCGAGGUCCCCGGCGGUUUCGUCGACCGCCUUCUCUCCGCCAGCAUCCAGGUCCUCUACUUACAGCACAACUUCCUCACCGGAAUCGCCAUAAGCCCGACGGCCGAUAUUCCGGUGACGACGUCCCUGUGCCUGCAGUAUAACUGUAUGGUGCCGCCGAUUCAAACGCCGUGCCCGUUGAAAGCCGGGAAGCAGAAAUCGAGGCCGACGAAUCAGUGCGUGGAGUGGAAGGGUCAAAACAGGAAUUGACAGGGCCGAGUCGGGGGCAAAACGGGAAUACUGGAUUAAUUAUAGUAUUUGUUGAGGAGAUUAAGGUGAGAUUGAUUUAUUAAUUCUUAUCAAAUUACUGGUAAUUAAGAAAAAUGGUUAAAAUAAGAAAGGAAAAUGUGUAUACCAGGAGAGAAAAAUAGCUCAGUUUCUUAUGCUCUCAAGGCCAAAUUAGACCCAGCUUUGGCUUAUUUUUGUCUUUAAUUACAAAACUAUGUCCCCCAAAAUGAGAAAUAUAGCUAUUCAUUCUAUGGCA